AUGUCGACUUCCCAUUCCCAUCAAAGAGGCCCUAAUGGCUUUAACAACUUCAUCCAAGCAAAUCCUAUGUCCGACGCCACCAACACCGACCGACAUUUCUUCAGCUUCAUCGCCUCCAUAUCCCAACUCGAGGAUGCCAAAAUCGCAUUCUCCUCCGGCGUCUCCCACGAUGUUACGUCCUAUUCUAUUGAUAGAGAUGAUCAGAGGACUAUGCUCCAGAUAUUCACGAAGCCUGUGAGUGACAUGCCAACGAUAUUCAUCGAGAUAAUUCAGAGACUUGGGUGUAUACUGAAAGAUGAUGAAGGCAAGAUGCAUCAGAAGGCAUGAUAUGGAGGAUUUGGCAAGAUGAACUUAUCUGAGCUCUUCAAAUAGAGAGAGAGAGAGAGAGAGAGAGAGAGAGAGAGAGAUAGAGAUGAGGAUAAAAAACUUGAACUGAAGCUCUAGAUUCAAAGGUAGGGUGUGUGUGUGUUUGAUAUCUGAAGAACAGAAGUUUGGUUUUUGAAGCUGGGCAAAAUAAAAUUGAAGAACCUAGUUUUUUAGGGGUCCUUGUGCUUGUAAUCUAGUAGCAAAGUAUCAAAAAAUUUGGGUUUUUUUCCUAAUUUGCAGAUGAUAGGUGAGGAAGAAGAGGAUGAGAGAGAGAGAGAAUAGUCGGUCCUGAGGCUUCAAUUGCCCUGGACGAGCGGAAAAAAAGACUCUUAGGCGUUAAUGUGUAGCGAAUUAAAUUACAUAAACUAUUUUUUUA
Messenger RNA from Lactuca virosa, 742 nucleotides. The record is from the annotation of a GenBank genome assembly. NCBI's taxonomy places the organism in Eukaryota, Viridiplantae, Streptophyta, Magnoliopsida, Asterales, Asteraceae.